CUCCUCUUCAAUUCAAGCCCUUCUCUUCUUCCCAUCACCACACACAAUACCAACAAACCACCAACCUCAACAUAACCAACUCAAUUAUCUUUUUCUUUUAAAACAAGAAAACUAUAUAAAUCAACAAUGGAUACCAUCAAGAACACCGUUAACCAAGCUACCGAGAAGGUCCAGGAGGGUAUCUCUGGCACCAGCAAGGAGGCUAACAAGGAGGUUGCCAAGGACUCCAACGCCGGCGUUGGCACUCGUGCCUCCGCUGCCAAAGAUGCAGUUAGCGACAAGAUCGAUGAGAGCACCCAUGGAGCUAAGGGAGAGGCCUACAAGCAGAACCCAUAGAUGCCUCUUAACUGAGAAGUGAGGAAGAUAUGACACUGCGGGGGACUCGGGCCAUAUCUCGUUCAUGAGACUUCCCGUACCCUCCAUAUUGAGCACUUAGAUACCCAAGUUCGGUAGCUCUUCAAUCAAUCUAUUGCACACA
Messenger RNA from Fusarium oxysporum Fo47, 478 nucleotides. RefSeq names its product glucose-repressible protein Grg1. Lineage: Eukaryota; Fungi; Ascomycota; Sordariomycetes; Hypocreales; Nectriaceae. Bases 127 to 336 code for a protein of 69 amino acids. The record is from RefSeq and is a predicted model, not a curated record. The transcript has 4 exons.